Cavia porcellus (domestic guinea pig) is the source of this 948-nucleotide messenger RNA. RefSeq names its product olfactory receptor 8H1-like. Gene Ontology annotation, molecular function: odorant binding; olfactory receptor activity; G protein-coupled receptor activity. Gene Ontology annotation, cellular component: membrane. The transcript has a single exon. Bases 1 to 948 code for a protein of 315 amino acids. Gene Ontology annotation, biological process: sensory perception of smell; G protein-coupled receptor signaling pathway. NCBI's taxonomy places the organism in Eukaryota, Metazoa, Chordata, Mammalia, Rodentia, Caviidae. The record is from RefSeq and is a predicted model, not a curated record.
AUGGGCAGAUGGAACUCCAGCAAAGUGCCUAACUUUAUUCUCAUGGGACUGGCGGAUUCUGAAGAGACACAACUGGUCCUCUUCCUGCUCUUCCUCCUGAUCUACCUGGUCACAGUGCUAGGGAAUGCAGGGAUGAUACUGAUCAUUCACCUGGAUCCCCAGCUUCACAUUCCCAUGUACUUUUUCCUCACUCACCUGUCAUUCCUGGACCUUAGCUACACAAGUGUCAUCACCCCUAGAACCUUACAGAACUUACUGACUUCCAACAAGAGCAUCACAUUCCUGGGCUGCUUCUCUCAGUUGUACUUUUUUAUAUUCUUCGCUGCUACCGAAUGUUUUCUUCUCUCCUCCAUGGCCUAUGACCGCUAUGUUGCUAUCUGCAGCCCUUUACGCUAUCCAGUCAUUAUGUCCACAAAAUUAUGCAGCACCCUACUCACUGGCUCCUAUGUUAUUGGCUUUGUAGAUUCCACUGUUGAUGCGGUUUGCAUGAGUACACUGAAUUUCUGCAACUCUAAUGUCAUCCAUCACUUUUUCUGUGACUCAUCCCCAAUUUUGGUGCUAUCUUGCAGUGACACAUAUGAUGUUGAAAUCACCAUAUUCAUCUUUGCUGGUUCCACCCUAAUAAUGUCCCUUAUCACCAUAUCUGGAUCCUAUCUGUCCAUUCUUUCCACUAUCCUGAAAAUUAACUCCACUUCUGGAAAGAUAAAAGCCUUCUCCACCUGUGCCUCCCAUCUCCUGGGAGUCACCAUCUUUUACAGCACUAUGAUCUUUGCUUACUUAAAACCAAAAGAGUCCUACUCCUUGGGAAAGGAUCAGGUGGCUUCUGUGUUUUACACAAUUGUGAUCCCCAUGCUGAAUCCUCUCAUCUAUAGUCUCAGAAAUAAAGAGGUAAAAAAUGCUGUUUUUAGAAUUAUGCAGAAGAGAAAGGUUUCCAAACAAAUAAAAUAA